UUUGUGUAGUUGUUAUAAUGUUUGAACUUACAGGAGCUUUAACAUAUAUAUUACCAACUAUGAUAACUUUGAUGGUUACAAAGACUGUGGGAGAUCUUUUUGGAAAGGAUAAGGAAGAAUAUACAUUUGGAGUACCAG
Dentiscutata erythropus is the source of this 138-nucleotide messenger RNA. NCBI's taxonomy places the organism in Eukaryota, Fungi, Glomeromycota, Glomeromycetes, Diversisporales, Gigasporaceae. The record is from the annotation of a GenBank genome assembly.